Molecule: messenger RNA, 440 nt
Organism: Staurois parvus
Lineage: Eukaryota; Metazoa; Chordata; Amphibia; Anura; Ranidae
Source: the annotation of a GenBank genome assembly
GACUGCGGACAGUACAGGGAUGACCAGAGACUGCAGACACAGUACAGGGAUGACCAGAGACUGCGGACACAGUACAGGGAUGACCAGAGACUGCGGACACAGUACAGGGAUGACCAGAGACUGCGGACACAGUACAGGAGAUGACCAGAGACUGCGGACAUGGUACAGGAGAUGACCAGAGACUGCGGACACGGUACAGGGAUGACCAGAGACUGCAGACACAGUACAGGGAUGACCAGAGACUGCAGACAUAGUACAGGGAUGACCAGAGACUGCAGACACAGUACAGGGAUGACCAGAGACUGCAGACACAGUACAGGGAUGACCAGAGACUGCAGACAGUACAGGGAUGACCAGAGACUGCGGACACAAUACAGGAGAUGACCAGAGACUGCGGACACAGUACAGGAGAUGACCAGAGACUGCAGACACAGUACAGG